This is a messenger RNA of Anopheles darlingi, 2061 nucleotides long. RefSeq names its product DNA mismatch repair protein Mlh1 (gene Mlh1). The coding region runs from base 45 to 2057 and encodes 670 amino acids. Gene Ontology annotation, molecular function: ATP-dependent DNA damage sensor activity; mismatched DNA binding; ATP hydrolysis activity. Gene Ontology annotation, biological process: mismatch repair. The transcript has 2 exons. Gene Ontology annotation, cellular component: MutLalpha complex. The record is from RefSeq and is a predicted model, not a curated record. NCBI's taxonomy places the organism in Eukaryota, Metazoa, Arthropoda, Insecta, Diptera, Culicidae.
CAAACAGCCGAGUACCGAGACACACUCCCACCGGAAGCAUCAGGAUGGAACCGGGCGUGAUCCGCAAACUGGACCAGGUGGUCGUUAACCGGAUUGCGGCCGGUGAAAUCAUACAACGGCCAGCGAACGCACUGAAGGAGAUGAUGGAGAACAGCCUCGAUGCGCACUCGACCAGCAUACAAAUCACGGUGAAAUCCGGGGGCCUACGCUCACUCCAGAUCCAGGAUAACGGGACGGGUAUCCGGCGCGAGGACCUGGAGAUCGUCUGCGAAAGGUUUACCACAUCGAAGCUGAAAUCCUUCGACGAUCUCUCCUCGAUCAGCACGUACGGAUUCCGGGGCGAGGCACUGGCCAGCAUCAGCCAUGUGGCGCACCUGACGAUCGUGACGAAAACCAAGACGGAAAAGUGUGCCUUCAAGGCGUGCUACGAGGAUGGGCUGUUGAAAGGAGACAUAAAACCGAUCGCGGGUAAUCAAGGCACCCAGAUCACGGUCGAUGAGCUGUUCCACAAUGUGCCGAUGCGUCGACAAGCGUUGAAAACACCGAACGAGGAAUUCCAACGCAUCUCGGACGUGGUGAGCCGGUACGCCGUACACAAUCCGCAGGCCAGCUUUGUGUUGAAAAAGUUUGGCGAAACGGCAAGCAUUCGAACGGUGGCCGGAGCGACGGUGGCACACAACAUCGGGGCGAUCUAUGGGGCCAGCAUCGGGAAAGCGUUAAUACCGGUCGAGCUGAAGGACGAUGUACUGCAGCUUACCGUCGAUGGUUUCGUGACGAACGUGAACUUUUCGCUGAAGAAACCUAUCUUCCUGCUGUUCAUCAACCAUCGAUCGGUUGAGUGUAGCGCACUGCGGAAAGCUAUCGAUGCGAUCUAUGCACUUUACCUUCCCAAGGGCACCUCACCGUUUCUGUAUCUUUCGCUUGAGCUCAACCCCAGCAACGUGGACGUGAACGUGCAUCCGACUAAGCACGAAGUGCACUUUCUACACGAGGAAGAAAUCGUCGAACGGAUUAAGGCGCUCGUGGAACGCGUUCUUUUAGGUGGUAAUGCGGCACGCACCUACACGCAGGCGUUACUUCCGGGAGCACCGGAUCCCUUAUCCGACACGACGAAGCAAAACGAAUCGAUCGUUGGCGGUGGGGUCGAUGAGAAACCACGGCUUGACUACAAAUUCGUCCGCACCAGUCACAGCGAGCAGAAGCUGGAAAAGUUUUUCGGAAUGAGUCAAUCAAUCAAGAGUGAGCCCGGGGGCGAAGGAGAGAAGCAGUUGGAUUCAUCUCUACCUAAACUCACGCAACCAUCUCCGUCGAGGAAGAAGAAAGUGGUCAAAGAAACCCGACUAACGAGUGUUCGCAACUUACGGCAGCAGAUCGAAGAAGGCUGUGAUGAAAAUCUGCGUAGAAUCUUCCGCGAGCUCACCUUUGUCGGUACGAUCGAUCGCGAUCAGACACUGAUACAAUACGACACCAAGAUGUUCAUUGCAGCCACCCAACCACUGGCAGCCGAGCUGUUCUACCAACUGCUAGUGUUCAACUUUGGUAAUUUCGAACGAUUAACGCUCUCCGAGCCUCUCGAGAUACGUCGAUUGGCACUGCUCGGGCUGGCUAAUCCCGAGAGUGGCUACACCGAGGAGGAUGGUCCGAUGGAAGAGCUGGCCGAUCGCGUGGUAGAGAUCCUUAUCGAGAAGGCGGGCCUUAUGAGAGAAUAUUUCAAUCUUUCCGUUCGCCGUGAUGGUUAUUUGGAGUCACUACCGGUACUGCUCGAUAGCUACAUACCUUCUGUCGUUUUUCUCCCGAUGUACGUGCUCCGCUUGGCCACUGAAGUCGAGUGGGACGAGGAACAGGAAUGCUUCCGUACGUUUUGCCGAGAAACGGCCACGUUCUUCGCACGCAUCGCUCUCACGAAACCGGACAAGGAGUACCGGUGGGAGGUAGAGCACGUAAUCUAUCCGGCCAUACGCAACUUUCUCAUUCCACCAAAGUCGUUCGCAAAGAACGGAUGCUUACUGCAAAUUGCCAAUCUACCGGAGCUGUAUCGAGUUUUUGAGCGGUGUUAACUGG